Messenger RNA from Effrenium voratum, 462 nucleotides. The record is from the annotation of a GenBank genome assembly. NCBI's taxonomy places the organism in Eukaryota, Dinophyceae, Suessiales, Symbiodiniaceae.
GUUGCUUCUCCCCCACUCUCGCCUGACGGUGCGCAUUGCGACACCAUGCCGGCGCUCUUGGAGAAGAUCGCCACCCUGGAGCUUGAGAUCGCCAGGACGCAGAAGAACAAAGCCACCGCGAAGCACUUGGGUGACCUUAAGGCUAAGCUUUGCGCAGCGCGGCGGGAGCUGAUCAGCCCCGAGAAAUCCGGCGGCAGCGGCAAAGUCAAGGGUUUCGAGGUCCAAAGAUUCGGAGACUCGCGUGUGGCGUUGAUCGGAUUCCCUUCGGUGGGCAAGUCUUCGUUGCUCACGGCACUUACGGGUGUGGCCUCAGAGGCGGCGGCCUACGAGUUCACCACGCUGACCUGCAUCCCAGGGGUCAUCAACUACAAUGACUGCAAGAUUCAGCUCCUGGACCUGCCCGGGAUCAUUUCGGGGGCUGCGCAGGGCAAAGGCAGGGUGGCGGAUGGGCGGAUCGCUUGA